AUGAACGUUAUAAGUUAUUCGAAAAUUUACUUAGUUUUGAUUUUUACCAUAAUAAAUGACUUUAUUUAUACAAAACAUAUCGAUAAAAAUCUAAUUAAUAAUAAAAUACCUCUUUCUCAUUAUGAUACUAAUAAAAAAUUCUAUGAAUAUAAAAACUUAAGAAAUUCUUUGUUUAUACCAAAUAAUGGAUUAGUUCUAAAUCACAAGAAUACAAGGAAGCUUAAGAGAAAUAAAGUUAUACAUGCAGAAAAAAUUAAAAACUUUAGCUCAUUAGUAGGUGGAUAUGUAAAAAUAAAUCGAGGACAAUUUAAAUUAUGUAACGGUGUUAUAUUAGACGUAAGAAAAACAGAUAAAGAGGAAUAUGAAUUACUGGUUGUAAUUAAUAGAGAUCAGUCUAAUCAAUAUCCAAAAAGUAUUUUAAAUAAAUUCGGAAAAAGUUACUGGUUUAAUAUUAAAGAUGUAGAAAUACAAAAACUCAAAGAUUUAUUUUUUCAUAAUUACAACAAUUUUUAUGAAAAAAAGGGAAGAAAUAAUGGCAAUGAUGAAAUAUUUGAAAAUAGCCAAAAUCCUGAGACUUUAAAGGAAAGUAAAGAUGAGGUUGAGCAGUUGGACUGGGUUCCUCAAAAUGAAAAUGAUGAACCAACUGAAAUGAAUGACAUUAAAUUUAUGUUAGACAAUGAACUAAGUGAAAAUACGAACACCCCCAACGAUUUAACCGAUUUAAUCUCGUCCCAUGAUAAACAAAAAGAAGAAGGGGAAGAAACAUCAACAGAGACAGCUAACCAAUAUAAUGACAAUAUUAAUAAAAUAACAUUUGAAACAGAAAAUGUUGAUAUGGAUAAAAUAGCUAAAGAAAAAGAUGAAUCAAAACAGUUGAUAAAAUUAAAUGAAAAUUGUACUGACGAAAUGAGUAACCCAAAAAAUAUAAAAAAUCAACAAAACAUAUUUUGUCAUAAAGUUGUAAAAGAAAUAGAAAAAAAUUAUUUUUAUGAAGAUUUACUAAAUUUAUACAAAAGUAAAAGACACCUUUCAAAUAUUGUUGUAUGCUUUUAUAUUUUAAAACAAUUACUUAAAAUUUAUAAUUUUGAAAUGAAUAAUAUAACAUCAAGAAAUAAUUUUAUAAAAAAUGUUAUUCAUAAUAAUACCUUUGAAUUAAUAUUAUUAGAUAUAAAUAAAUUUUUAGAAAAAAAACAAAUAUAUAGAGUCGUUGAUAAAACAUGGUUAUUAUGGGUUUUAGUAAAAUUAAAUAUUCAUAAGGAAAAUAAAUAUAAAGAAGUAUUUGGUAACAUUUUAAAUUAUAUUAUAGGUUAUAUAAAUUUUAAUAUUUUAAACAAGUUAAAUACAAAAAGUUUAUGUGCUAUUCUUUGGAGUCUAGCUAAGUGUGGAUAUACUGGGGAUGGAAAGAUCUAUGAAAAAAUUAUUUAUUUUUUACGAAAAUAUAUAGACAUAUUAACAUGCCAAGAUCUUUCUAAUAUUUAUUACUCAUUAUCUCUUAUAAAUUAUAAAGAUAAUUAUAAUUUUUUUGAACUUUUAGAAAAUGAAAUUAAUAAAAAUAUCAACAAAUUUACUGUUCAAAGCCUUAUAAAUAUAUUAUGGUCUAUGACAAAACAAAAAAGAAAUAACACAACUUUUGCAUUAAUUAAAGAUAAAUUAUUAUUUUAUUCAAACAAUUUAAAUCUAAGAAAUGUAAGUAUAUUUUUAUGGUGUCUACAAAAAAAUAACUACUACAAAAUUGAUAUAAAUUUCCAGGGAAAAAAUUUUCAAAAUCUAAAUAUAAAACAAGCUAUGCAAUUAUUAAUCUUUUUUAAUUAUAAUAAAGAAAAAUAUAUUGAAUAUUUAAAAUAUGUUUUAAAAUUUUUAUUUCAAAAUAUUAAUGAUUUAACAAACCACGAAUUAUCCUUCUUUACAUAUUCUUUAUCAAAAUUACAGUUACUAAAUAAAACCUUUUUAAAAAUAAAAAAAAAUAUUUUACAAAGAAAUUUUAAAACUUUCAAUAUAAUAGAUAUUAAUAUGAUAUUCUUAUCACUCAAUAAUAGUAAUAUAUUUGACAAACAAUUAUUAAAAUAUUUAUUUGAUGCUUUAAAAUAUAUUCUUAACACACAUAUCAAAUCAAUUAUUUCUUUGAAAAAUAAUAAUGAAACAUUUAUCCAAAGGAAUGAUAACAAAAUAUUUUUUGAAAACUUAAAUUAUAUAAUUAAAAAUUUAUCUGAAAUGAAAAUUUUUGAUAAAGAAAUUAUUUUGAAGUAUGCAUAUUUAUAUUCUUCUAAUUUAUGUAAUAAUAUUAGUGUAGACAUUUUUUCUGAUUACCUUUUUUACACAACCUCUAUAAUCCCUUUGUCUAAUAAAAAUGGCAAUAGUACUGAUAUGGAUAGCUCCACUACUUUUUCUACAACAUCAAAACAGCUAGACAACCUUUAUACAAAAUUAUUGACUACCAAUGAACAGAUCAAAUUAAAGACAGUAAACUUUCAAAAGAUAUAUUCUUAUUUUUUAAAUAAUAUAAUAACAUUUUUAAAACAUAAAUUAAAACAGUUUGAAGCUAAAUCAUUUCUUUCACAUUUAGAUCAAAAUUAUCAAAAUAAAAAUGAAACAUCAGCUAACCCCCCAAAUAAUAUAGUCGACACAUUUACCUUUAAUUAUCAUACAGAAAAUAAUAUGGAUGUUCAAAAAUUAAAUGAAUUAAUAUUAGACAACAUUCCAGCUAGUACAAAUAAUGUCCCCUCUUUAAGAGAUAACAUUUCAUAUACAGAAUAUUCAGCAUUCGUAAAUAAAAAAAAUGCACAUAAUAGUAAUGGCAUCGUUGAUGAAGCCGAUAGAAAAUUGGACACCAAAUAUGAUGACACAGCUUGUUCUGAUUCCGAAAAAGAGGACUCUCCUAACAUUUCAAGCAAUUCCAAAGACGAUCCAAAUGUUAAUGAAAAAAAGUUUACAUUACACACUUCUCUCAAUUCAAUAAUACAUUUAUUUUAUGUAUUUAGUCAUUUAGACUUGUUUGAUAAGACAAGUAUCGAUUUUUAUUUUGAAAACUUAUAUGAUGUAGUCAACGAAAAAAAAAAUGAAAUAACUGCUUAUCAAUGGCUACUUAUUCGAGAUACAAUAAAAAUAGUUAGCAUAAAAAAUAAAAAAGAAUGGAUUAUUCUUUUAGAUAAUGUAAAUACAUACACAAGUGAUGAAAAAGAUUCAAAGGAUCAAAUUGAAACAAUAAAUAUUGAUAUUUAA
Messenger RNA from Plasmodium vinckei vinckei, 3219 nucleotides. RefSeq names its product conserved Plasmodium protein, unknown function. The transcript has a single exon. The record is from RefSeq and is a predicted model, not a curated record. Bases 1 to 3219 code for a protein of 1072 amino acids. NCBI's taxonomy places the organism in Eukaryota, Apicomplexa, Aconoidasida, Haemosporida, Plasmodiidae.